CUUCCUCUCUCUAGGGCACACUUCUCUCUUCUCUCUCUCGGCUCUCUUCUCUCUGCGUCUCUCUUAAAAGUUGGUUGUAAAGGUUACGUCUCUCACAAGAAGUGCUAACGGCGACGGUCAAUUUCACUGAUUCGAGGAAUAUGAAAAUGGGGGAAAAGAGCGUUUUUAUUGAUGUCUACGAAGAUACGCAUAGGAAUAAAAACAAGGACGGUAUAAGAGGAGAUUGGGUCGAACCGCGUCCUAAGAUUGUAUAUGAAGAAUUUCAAAAAAGUAUAGAAGAGUGGCGUCAAACCCAACCUACUUCAGAGGAAAGUACCAUGGUCCAACCAUCACCUGAAGAGCUGAAUAAUAUAUGGACAACUGUGGUAGGUGGUCGAAAUAAAGGUAGAACCUACGGGACAAGGGUUCUCCAAUCCUCGAGUAGUCCUUCGUUGUUUCCCAGUUCCUCUUCUACUUUACAAACUAUGGAAGAAAUGGAAGCGAUGAAAAAUCAAAUUGUGGAAUUGAUGCAGAAAUGUGCAGCUAAUGACAUUAAGUUUGCUAAAUUUGAUAAAUUGGAGGAGUUGGUUAAGAAGCACAUGCCCCAAGUAUUUCAGGACGAGGAAGAUAAUGAAUCUGAUGAUAAUUAG
Molecule: messenger RNA, 629 nt
Organism: Capsicum annuum
Lineage: Eukaryota; Viridiplantae; Streptophyta; Magnoliopsida; Solanales; Solanaceae
Exons: 3
Coding region: 141-629 (162 amino acids)
Source: RefSeq, a predicted model, not a curated record